CCCCACCGUGCUCAGCUCAUGUUACUAUUUUAUGAUUCGCGGCCACCGCUAAGCCCUACACACUUCAGAAUAUUCGACAUAGGAAAACAUUGUCAAUCUACACGCGCCUUCUCACAAUUGAUAUCUUCGAUCGACAGAUAUCACCUAUCAAGAGAUAAACCGUGGCCGACUAUAUCUUCAUCGUCAAAAGAUAUUCUCAAGCUUUCCGAAGAUGUCGCAUGAACCGUUUCGAGUGCUUAUUGCUGGCGGGGGCAUAGCCGGUCUGACGCUGGCUAUCAUGCUGGAGCGCUUCGAUAUCGACUAUUUGCUUUUUGAAGCUUAUGGCGACAUUGCACCAGCGGCAGGAGCAAGCAUUGGGUUGUUUCCAAACGGACUACGGAUUCUCGAUCAGAUUGAUUGUUAUGAGCCACUCAAAAAAUUGAUUGAGCCCUUGGAUGAUCGGAUAUAUACCCGCGAUGAGAAUGGGAAACCCAUUACGACGCUGAAAGGGUUGCCGAAGCGGCUAGAACAGAGACACGGUUAUCCACUGAUGUUUUUCGACCGCCAAUGGCUACUGCAAGUUCUUUACGACCAGUUAAAAGACAAAAAGAAGAUAUUAAUCAACCAGAAGGUGAAGAAUAUCAGCCUGAUUGAUAGUGCGGUUGAGGUGACCUGUGGGAGCGGACAGACUUUCCGUGGAUCGAUCGUUGUCGGCGCUGAUGGGGUACAUAGUGCUGUCAGGAAAGAAAUGCAUCGAAUCGGAAAUCAGUUGGAGCCAGGAUACUUCCCCCACAAGGAAGAUGAUAAGAUCCCCUGCUAUUAUGUUUGUAGCUAUGGGAUCGCUCAGGAUGUUCCCGGCUGGGUCCAUGGCGAUGCAGCACAGGUCCUCGGCAAAGGCCACUCCCAAUUAGUGGUGUCGGGUCCACGACACCGCGUCUACUGGUUUUUCUUCUCGCGACUCCCAGAACCAAGAUACGGUGGAGAUAUACCAGUACUCACCAGAGACGACGAGGAGAAUUUCAUCGAACGAUAUGCCGAUACAGCCAUCACCGAAGAUGUGACAUUUGGACAGUUGUACGCAAAACGUCUGACAUCUACCCUGACACCUUUGCACGAGUUUGUUUGCAAGAAAUGGUUCUUCAAUAGGAUAAUUGUACUUGGUGAUUCGGCACAUAAGGCAAAUCCCAUCGGGGGCCAGGGCGGCAAUAGCGCCAUUGAAUCUGCUACCGAGCUUGUAAAUGCCCUUCUUGAGAAGAGAGCCAGCCAUACCAAGGGCUUGACGAAUUUGAACGACGUGGAUGUCAUUGAAAUUUUGCGAAACACAGAAAUCGCACGACAUGAUAGGGCGGAGUGGGUGGUUACCUCCUCGCAUCAGCAGCAAUCACUUAUGGCUUCCGAGAAACGCAUUCUAUCGAAGAUCUUUUGGAGCUUCCUGAUACGUCUAAAAGGCAAUGAAGCGGUUAUCGACAUCUUCAGCCAGAGCUUUAUUUCAGCCUCUAGGUUAAAAGCACUUCCAUUGAAGAAGCGGCCUCGAUCUAUUCCCUACGAGGACGAGCUGCCUGCACGUCCAGUCAAGACAUGGAAGGUUUUAGACAUCACCGUUUUCGGAUUUUUGGGCUGGCUUUUGGUUGCAUGGAUCCGCAACCAGACUUCCGAAAUUUCCAGUACCCACAUAGGCUCCAGGAGUCCGGCGCAUCAACUCUAUGUUAUCUCUCAAAUUAUCCCGUCUAUGCUCAUUCCAAUAGUUGAGAGUUAUCGGUCUGGUAAUGAAGGGUCUCCUCUUGCUCUACCGAGCGUAUUUCUUCUCGCUAUGUGGCAAUACGGAGCUACGCCAGUUGUUGCUGUUUAUAUGAUCUCUCACGCGUUGCUGUCGUUUGACUCGCUGGCGGGUAGACAUAUUCAGCUCGAUGUAGUCCAAAUACUGUCUACGGGGACUAGAAUUGGCUAUGUGCUGCUUGCAUUAUUGGCGGCAGUCGUUGUGUGGGUUUGUGAUUCCGGAAGUAUCAGUGGAAGAUUGAUCUACCUCGCGCCAUUGGCUCUAUGUGCGCUGACCUACACAUCCAAGGCGGUGUUGAGUUUUCGAAAUGAAGGUCAAACACCGCAAAGUGAGAAAAAUGCUGCUUCCAUGGAGCAAUACCGAAACCAAGACAUGCCCUACUUGAGGAGAAUGUACGUCGAUGCGAUGGUUAUACAAGCAACCGUUCACGUUGGUACCCUCAUAUACACAUUCGGUCCCCUAUCGAAUCCGGUUCCUAUUUGUCAUUGUUUUGACAAGAAGAUGUUUGAUACCAACCUCGUCGUCACGGCAGCUGCUUGUCUACUGAUGAGUCUGUAUACGGUCUGGAGCCUUCGACGAUUGGGUUAUGUCACAACGUGGGAGUAUGUUGUUGCGUUACUAGCUUCAUUGAUUGGGGAGGUUUUGGUAGGACCUGGAGCAGUUUUGAUAGGCUUGUGGAGUUGGCGGGAGGAUGUUUUAGUCCGCCUUGGCACAUGGUAA
Messenger RNA from Periconia digitata, 2476 nucleotides. The record is from the annotation of a GenBank genome assembly. Lineage: Eukaryota; Fungi; Ascomycota; Dothideomycetes; Pleosporales; Periconiaceae.